Messenger RNA from Ixodes scapularis (black-legged tick), 1209 nucleotides. RefSeq names its product ER membrane protein complex subunit 6 (gene EMC6). The transcript has a single exon. Gene Ontology annotation, biological process: protein folding in endoplasmic reticulum; autophagosome assembly. Gene Ontology annotation, cellular component: membrane; EMC complex; endoplasmic reticulum. Bases 220 to 573 code for a protein of 117 amino acids. NCBI's taxonomy places the organism in Eukaryota, Metazoa, Arthropoda, Arachnida, Ixodida, Ixodidae. The record is from RefSeq and is a predicted model, not a curated record.
UAGGAUCUAGCCGAUCGUAGCCAUCGGCAAUCGUCGAAGCUGUUUCGCUGUUUCGUCCGCUGUUCAUCGCUUGAUUGACCUCAUCAGUCGCCAGCUUUAGUGGUUUUAGCAGUAUUAGCGUAAUCCAGUUCAAACCCACUGAGACCAGAGUGGAACCCUUCGUCGUAAGGCGAACUUUGAUCACGUGAACUUGGUCCGGAAACGAGCGUGAAGUCGACGAUGGCGGACUACUCCAAGAAAGUCCGCUCCAAGAAGGAAAAGUCCGGCGAGAUGGUGGCCUACAGCGAAGCCGCGAUGCGCCACAAUGGUGCCGUGCUCGAAUACUGCCGCACUUCUUUUUCCGCUCUUUCCGGCUGCACGGCAGGCAUCCUGGGUCUGACGGGCCUGUGGGGGUUCCUGUUCUACUUCGUGACGGCCGUGGCCCUCUGGCUCAUGCUGGUCGUCCGCACCCUGACCACCUGGCACAAGUUCCUGCGGAGCCGGACCACCUUUCUGACGACCGGCCUGUUCGGAGGACUCUUCACCUACGUACUCUUCUGGACUUUCUUCUACGGCAUCGUGCACGUCUACUGAACUGGCCCCUGCCUCGGGGCCGAACACCCGUGCGCGGUUUCGCGCUAUUUCGUAGACAAAGCUUUUUUUUUUUUUUUUUUUUUUUUUUUGCAGUUUUGUGAAGCGGUUUAUGAUGGUUAAGGGUAUUGAUGUCGCUGGCCUGUAAUAAGGCGGAGCCUCCGGGGCAAUAACGGGGGCACGCGUUAACCCAUCCGCCGCGCUGCGCUUUACGCCGCUUCUCGGCGACAGUCUGAGGCGGCUCAUUACAAAAAAUGUGAACCCACAUGUGUGUGUGUAUUGGCCCACACGUAAACGCCGCUUGGCGGCGCCCAACUAUUCGCUAAAGUAUCAUUCGGUGAACCGCCCCCUCCGGAGGCUCCGCCUUAUUACAGGCCAGCGACAUCAACACCAUGGUUAAGUUCACGUCUGUAGGCUCAUCACACAGGUAGUCUUCUACUGCUGAACCCACAUUUGCAGUCAGUUUCGAAGUCGGGAAUGAAUUUCCCAACCUUGAACAUGGUCAAAACAGACAACCAUCUUUAGUGAACUUCAGUGUCACCCUUUCUCAAGCUACUUGAGAGCCGGUACCGUUUCUAAUGUGUUAUAACAGCAUCAAAAUAAACCUGAAUAAAAUAAAAGAAUAUAUUGUGUUUUUAA